ACAGGCUCAACUAGUCCUUGCUCGGAAAACCUGUCUCCAACAUCCACCUCGGAUGAACUAUUCUAGUCGUUGAUUGCAUCGAGGAAAGGGGCGAAAAAAGAUAGGAGACAGGAAAGUCUUAUGGAAGCUAUACUUUCUUCAACUUUAGUUCUGCCAUCGCAAGCGACAACAUGUGCGUUUAGCGUUGACGGUCUUCGCCUUGGAGUAGGAUCCGAUGACGGGAGCGUACGGCUAUACCAACCGCCUGAGCAAAAAGUGCAAAAAGCAAUUCGUGGACUCGGCACGUCCGUUUCGAAUGUUCUCUUCCAUACUGAGGACGGCAAAGAAAUAUGGGUUGCAGCGGGAAAGAACGUAUACCGUUUCGACCUUACCCCACCAAAAAUGAUCCUCGCGCUCUCCGACGCGAAUUUUACAAAGGAAAUAGGACAGGAUGACGAGGAUGUCGUCAAUCAACUAGCCCUAAGCGCGAACCGAGCUUACUUUGCAUGUACGACUGAUGCUGGUAGUGUCUAUGUCCUGGAUUUAGGCUCUGAUGAAGUCUCAAAGAUGAAGACAAGUCAUGAUUCCAUUGCAUGGACGGCAUCGUUCAUCCCGGAUAGGCCAAGUGAACUCGUCACAGGAGGGUACGACUGUGUGCUCUUCCUACACGACUUCAAACUCCGUACACUCCUUUCUCGUCUCGAAAUCACUCCUACACCCUCACUAGCACCCGGAAUCUCCUCCCUCCCACCAUUCAUCACCGCACUCGCGCUCUCGGCGCAAGGGGUAGCAGCCAUCGGUACAGCUGACGGACGAAUUUGGGUUGGUCUUGGCGGUAUGAAGUCUCUAUUCACGACAACCGGUUCAGGUUCAGGUUCAGGAAAGAAAGGAAAACGAAAUAAGUCUAAGAAAUGGGGAGGGCUAAACGAAGAGGACGGGUUCUUUGUUAAACUCGGGGAGAGCUUGGUUGCUGGGUUAUUAUUCGUUGCCCCAGACACCUUACUGUCAUGCACUGUACACGGGAAACUCGAACUACACCAGCUAACUCGGAACACUCCGCCAUCUUCAACCUCCACGUCUACCUCCCGACGACAGCCACAAGACAUCACUCCAGUUGGCGGACUACGCUCAUUCUGGAGUGGUCAGUCGUCAUUGACGAAAGUCGACGCCCUCUCGCUCUCCGUACCUAUGAAGUCUGGAGCUGGGGGACAGAAGGAAGGAGAUCGCGAUGCGAUUAUUGCUGUUGCGGGGCUACAUACAGAUAAGAAACGUGGAGCUGUAGAGUUGUGGAAUGUGCGCAUUUCGGAGAGUGCCGUAGGUGUCUCUAGGGAAAGCGAAGGUGAUGCUUGUGGAGGGACAAGCGUGUAUGAAAACGAGGGUGAUGACAACACAGAGCAGGAAAAGGAAUUAAAGCAGUGA
Molecule: messenger RNA, 1398 nt
Organism: Fomitiporia mediterranea MF3/22
Lineage: Eukaryota; Fungi; Basidiomycota; Agaricomycetes; Hymenochaetales; Hymenochaetaceae
Product: WD40 repeat-like protein
Exons: 7
Coding region: 121-1398 (425 amino acids)
Molecular function (GO): protein binding
Source: RefSeq, a predicted model, not a curated record